This is a messenger RNA of Punica granatum (pomegranate), 2398 nucleotides long. NCBI's taxonomy places the organism in Eukaryota, Viridiplantae, Streptophyta, Magnoliopsida, Myrtales, Lythraceae. The record is from RefSeq and is a predicted model, not a curated record.
GGCGGGGCGAAGAAAGGGAAACCGACAAGGAAUAUCCGGAGACACUACUACUGUACGGUGUCACUUUCUCCCUUUAAGCGGUCUCACGUCGUAUAAAGCCCGAUAUUUAUUUUCGGGCUCUCAGCUUCACAGGGUGCUCAGUCGCUGAGUGAGUGAGCAAGAGGGUGAUGCAGUCGGCCGCUGAGGUUUUGGGCAAAUUCUCUGCGCAAAGGGAGACCCCUCCUUCAAUGGCGGCUGCCCACUUCAUCAACAAUCAUGGGGUCUUUGUAAGACCCAAUUUUGCCCAGAUUCCUAAGGUGGGUGCUCGUAAAGCUCCGACUUUGUGCCUCUGCAGCAGCAGCAGCAGCAGUGUUGGGGAGAAGUCGGAGGUUUUCUCUGUGACGUCUUCGAGUAAGUGCGAUGUCGAUUACUUGGGAGAGAGCACAAAGGGGGAUUUGAACGUGAAAAUGGAACAUCUUGAGGCUUUUGGGAUUGAUGGACAGGUUACCCUGGAAGGUCCAAUUGAGGAAGUUGCGAAGAUGGAAGCUGAAGAAGCUGAGGAUCUUUUAAGAAAGUUGGGUAUUCCUGUAUGUGUCUGUCCGUCUGCAAGUCCUUUCUCAUCAAGACAUUCACCUCGUGGAAUAUUCUGUACUCGCACAUUGAAUCUUCGGUCUAUCAGUGCUAUUGGCUAUGACAUGGAUUACACCUUGAUGCAUUACAAUGUGAUGGCUUGGGAAGGGCGGGCUUAUGAUUACUGUAUGGAGAACUUGAGGAACAUGGGUUUUCCUGUUGAUGGGCUCGCGUUUGAUCCCGACUUGGUCAUAAGAGGACUGGUCAUUGACAAGGAAAGGGGAAACUUGGUCAAGGCUGAUCGUUUUGGUUAUGUGAAGAGGGCCAUGCAUGGUACAAGAAUGUUAUCUACCCGAGCUGUAAGUGAGAUUUAUGGGAGGGAACUGGUGGAUCUAAGGAAAGAAACCCGAUGGGAGUUCCUCAACACUCUAUUCUCAGUCUCAGAAGCUGUGGCUUAUAUGCAGAUGGUUGACAGAUUGGAUGAUGGGUCGGUAGCGGCAAAAGUCGGUCCACUUGAUUACAAGGGCCUUUACAAGGCUGUUGUGAAGGCCCUCUUCAGGGCACAUGUAGAAGGUCAGCUGAAGAGUGAGAUAAUGUCUAAACCCGAACUUUUUGUGGAGCCGGAUCCGGAGUUACCUCUGGCACUUUUGGAUCAGAAGGAGGCGGGUAAGAAGCUUCUGCUCAUCACCAACUCAGAUUUUCUCUAUACGGACAAAAUGAUGAAGCAUUCCUUCAACAGAUUUCUUCCCAAUGAUAUGGGCUGGCGAGACUUAUUUGACAUAGUAAUUGUGUCGGCAAGGAAGCCCGAGUUUUUCCAGACAUCACAUCCGAUGUAUGAGGUGGUGACUGGAGAGGGCCUGAUGCGUCCAUGCUUCAAGGCUAGUACAGGGGGUGUGUACUCAGGGGGAAGCGCUCAGAUGGUUGAGAAUUCCCUCAACAUCCACGGAGAUGAGAUCCUUUAUGUGGGGGACCACAUAUAUACGGAUGUGAGUCAGUCCAAAGUUCAUUUGCGGUGGCGAACUGCAUUAAUUUGCCGAGAAUUGGAAGAAGAGUAUAAUGCUUUGAUCCAAAGUCGGGAUCAUAGAGAGACACUGAUAGAUUUCAUAAACCAAAAGGAAGUUGUUGGAGACCUUUUUAACCAGCUUCGGCUUGCUUCUCAGAGGCGGGCUAAAGGACGUCCUGCUCAAACACUAUCCACUACAAACAUGGACUAUGAAGAACUGACUGAAAGCAUGCAGAAGUUGCUGAUAGUUAUGCAAAGACUGGAUGAGAAAAUAGCACCAAUGUUGGAAGCAGACGGAGAGCUGUUUAACAGAAGGUGGGGUUUCCUAUCGAGAGCAGGUUUGUGGGAUAAGAGCCAUUUGAUGAGACAAAUUGAAAAGUAUGCUGAUAUUUACACAUCAAGGGUUUCCAAUUUCCUGCAUUACACACCAUUCAUGUACUUCCGCUCACAAGAACAGACGCUUGCCCAUGAUUCGUGCUCUCAUUACAAUUGGCAGCAUGAUGAGACCGAGGCCAGUAGCUAAGUUGGAUGUAUGUACUUUGGCAACAAAACCUUACCAAAGCUAAUAAGUGGUGGUGCCAUUGUAAGUUAUCACAAUGUCCUAUGAAAGACACGAGGAUAUUGGCGAACAGCUAAACGGGAGCUCGUGUAGGAGGAACAUUAUGCUUCUAACGAAGUGCCCAUUUGCUUGUAGUGUACCCUUCUGGAGGCAUCUGUUUUAUACAAUCAGAUGAAGCUGCUCAUGUAACUGAUAGAGAGAUGCUUAAUGAACCCGUCAUCGAUGGCUCUGGAUGCCGCAUAAUUUUCCUGUGGCUGUUCAGUAAAUAAAAUGACGGUUUCGUAAUA